GAUUUGAAGAAAAAAUGUAAAUUAGAAAAUCUAUUAACUCUGCCGCUGCUGGAAACAUAUAUUUGAUUGUAGGCUACAAAUCCGAAAGUGAAUCAAGCACGAAAGACUUAACAGACAGAGGCAACUGGAUUAAUCAGAUACUACACAGUGAUAGUGCCCUGGGACAUCCCAUUGCCUGAUUAAUUAAACAUCAGUCGGCAAAUAGAACUAUAGACAGUGAUCUCGCUGCUAAACUCAAGACAACUCCGAGUAGCUGCAAUUUUAUUUUAAAGACCAUGAGACAAAUUGCUUGACUUUUGCAUACAUUUGCAAUGUUAACUAUACGAGACGUGAGCACCUCAAGCCAACACAAAGACCGCCGUUCCUGAAACAGCCCUAAUCCUGACUGCAAGGCGAGACCUAGCGGCGCUGGACAAACAGCAACACAUCGUUCUGGUGAAAGUCUGCAAGAAUCGCAAGGGAGCAACUUUGUCUGGGCGGGCGAGGGGGCGAGAAAAGAACAGCCGCUGCUUUCAAAGAACGGUUCUGAUCCCUUGUGGUUGGCAGCAGGUCCGUCCUGAUCCGAAAUAAGAUCCGUCAUUUGCAAUGUGUUGGAAACGCUGCUUCCUACUUCGAGGAAGGGGGAAACAUCCGAUUUAUAUCAUUUGCAAAUACUAAUCGUGGAGGGGGUUGCACGUUCAGUAAACUUCCCCAUCCCAUCCUUUACUGAAAUAAAACCUGCUGCUGCUGCUGCAGCCCGGUCACGUCCCAGCGAGGGGGCUUGUGGAGCAUGCGUACUGCUGGAGUUGGGAAGCCCAGGGAGCUGUCCAAGUGCUGAAAUGUUGCCGGCGGUGUGAGCGCUUUCCUCCCUGCAUUGGCCGCUGAAGCCGGCGUCCCCUCCCCUUCUCACUCGCCCUCUCCCAGCAGCCAGGCCGAUGCUGCUGCUCCAAGGCACGGAAGCCGGCGCUCACCCGUCCAGCGUACCAUGAAGUUUGAGUCCUCCCGUUCCCUGACGUCGUGUUUCCAGAGGUGCUUUGGGAGAAGAUGCCAUUCUGACGCUCUUCACUCCUCACGGCAGCAGCAGCUCCCUCUCCAAGUCUUCCUGCCAGACAAUGAUACUGUGGACUGAUGUCCUGCAUUGUUCUCUCGCCGCCUGCAUCAACCCAGUUCCACUUUCCGCCAGUUGGAUCUGAGUUUCCGACGCGAUUAGCCGAUUCUUUAGCUUUUUGUUUUGGAAGAGGAGGAGGAGGGGUGGUGGGGGUGGGGAGGUAUUUUAUUUCUAGAACAUUGCCCGCGAUCCCAGACAGACACAGAGAUAAGAGUUUGACGGAAUGAAUCGACCACUUGUGAAAAUCCUGACAACGUUGUUCGCGUGCAUCUUAGAGACCAGCAACUUCAGGUUAGCUCACUCCAAGGAGCAUGACUCUCGGUCUUCAACCAAACCGGCCUCACAGGCCAUGUCCCCCUCAGAUUUUCUGGACAAGUUGAUGGGAAAGACAUCAGGAUACGAUGCCAGAAUCAGACCAAAUUUUAAAGGUCGUCCUGUUAAUGUUACUUGCAACAUAUUUAUCAACAGCUUUGGUUCAAUAGCAGAAACUACAAUGGACUACAGAGUGAAUAUUUUCCUGCGACAGACAUGGAAUGAUCCACGAUUAGCCUACAGUGAGUACCCAGAUGAUUCCUUAGACUUGGAUCCUUCCAUGCUGGAUUCCAUCUGGAAGCCUGAUUUGUUCUUUGCAAAUGAAAAGGGCGCCAACUUUCAUGAAGUGACAACGGACAACAAACUGCUUCGCAUUUUUAAAAAUGGAACUGUUUUAUACAGCAUAAGGCUGACACUAACGUUAUCCUGUCCAAUGGAUUUGAAAAAUUUUCCAAUGGAUGUGCAGACAUGUGCGAUGCAAUUGGAGAGCUUUGGAUACACAAUGAAUGAUCUGAUUUUUGAGUGGCUGGAUGGAGAGCCUGUGCAGGUUGCAGAAGGACUGACCCUUCCACAGUUUCUUCUUAAGGAUGAGAAAGAACUAAAAUAUUGUACAAAACAUUAUAAUACAGGGAAAUUUACCUGCAUUGAAGUGAAGUUCCUUUUGGAAAGACAGAUGGGUUACUAUUUAAUCCAGAUGUACAUUCCAAGUCUGCUGAUUGUCAUUUUGUCCUGGGUUUCAUUCUGGAUUAACAUGGAUGCAGCUCCAGCAAGAGUAGCACUGGGUAUCACGACAGUGCUGACAAUGACUACACAGAGUUCUGGCUCUCGAGCUUCACUUCCAAAGGUUUCAUAUGUCAAGGCUAUCGAUAUUUGGAUGGCAGUUUGUCUUCUCUUUGUCUUUUCCGCCCUGCUGGAAUAUGCUGCCGUAAAUUUUGUGUCACGUCAGCACAAAGAAUUUUUGCGUCUGAGAAGAAGACAAAGAAGACAAAAUAAGGAUGAAGAACUGGUCCGGGAGAGUCGCUUUAACUUCAGUGGAUAUGGGAUGGGUCAUUGCCUUCAAGUCAAAGAUGGCACAGCUGUCAAAACAGUGGCUCCAAAUCCUCCACCACCACAGCCCAAGGAUGCAGAGGCCAUCAGAAAGAAGUUCGUUGACAGAGCAAAAAGAAUUGACAUGAUAUCCCGUGCUGCCUUCCCUCUAGCAUUCCUCAUUUUUAACAUCUUUUACUGGAUUACGUACAAAAUUAUACGGCAUGAAGCUGUCCAUCAGCAGUAGGCAACAUUCCACCAGAAGGUCUCCCUUCACUUGGACUGCUCAUGACCAAGUUAUGCUAAGUUGUCUUUGUUAUUUGCUGACUGUGUUUCUCACCAAGUGACUAACCUAGAUUGAAAGAAGGCUGAAAAUGUUUGCAUUCUACUUGGCCAGCAUUAGAAUGCUACAAUAUUAAAACUUGCCAUAAUGCACUAUUUUGCCCAUUGGGACAUGUUCUUCCAGUGUCUAACUUUGGCUGAUAAUUUUCCCCUGUAAACCUAUCCAGGCCAGUUCUGGCAAACUGUGGUAAAGGAGCCAAGUGUUCCAGGUUAGAGGCCAGGCCUUUGAGUGGGGAAGAGAGGUUGGGUGUGGUGACUGGUGGUGGCAUGGAGAUGGUAGAGGAAGAAAGCAUCUAGAAGAAUAAAGCAAGUCUACAGUUGUUUCAUAUUUUUAAGGAACGGUAGUUUUUAUGGACAUGCAACAGAAACAAGAUCACCCUUUUUUUUUCAAAGAUUGGUAUGUUUACAAUGGUUCCAGUACAAUGAAUCAAGAGUGGACCAAAAUUUUACAAGAAAUCACUGCCUUUAUAUUAAAACAAUGUCCAACUGAGCUACAUUUCAUUGUCAUGUAGAUGUUAGAUAUUCACCAGAGUCAUUCUGUGCUUUGAAAAAUUAUUUCUACAUAUAUAUAUAUGUAUAUGAAAAAAACAUAUACUUUGAUAUUCUAAUAGAACAUUUUAAAAUUUUCACACUUCAGGAAGAUAUUAAUCAUUAACUUGAAGUAGUAAAAUGAUGUUUUAUGUUGUGUAAUUUAUUUAAAGGCAUAUAUUCAGAUUGCAUACACUUCUUAAUUUUUUCUUUGAAUUUUUAGGGAGUUGUGCUUUAAAAACACUCUGUUGCUUUGUUUCAUAUGUAUGUCAAAGUGCCAAACUGUAAAUAUCUUGUUGUGUGACUUUCACCACUGUAUAAUUAACAAGAUGGUUGUUUCCUUAAUGCUGUAGCUCAGUUUAGCCUUGUAAAGGUCUUAAUGCUGUAGCUUUUUAUGUUAGUAAUAAGUGAAACCAAUAGCAUUUAGACAGGUUAUUGUGUCAAAGAAUAUUAAACACUCCUAAUUUAUUCCUAAAUCUACUUCUGAUAUAAAAUGUUUAUUGUUCUUCAAUUUGAAUGCAAUUGGAAAAACAAUUAACCUUUCUUUGCUGGUGUGAGGUUAUUUUGAUCAAAGGAAGACUAUUAAAGGAGAUUAGGAGUAGAUAUGUUUUUAUUUGGAAACUGAAAGACUGGUGAUGUAUUUUUUUCAUUUAGCUUCACUUUCGCAUAUCCCUUAAAGAAUAAUGUCUAGGUCAGUAAAUCAAACCUUCCAGAAAUAAGAAUCUGUUCACAUCUACCUAGCCGCAAUGUAAAUAAAGUGGCUACAAUUUAUUUUGUUCCUUUUUCAAAAUAACUUAAACCCCUUUCUGCCUCUGCCAAACAGUCAUAUAGCAUGGAAUCUGACCCUUCAGCCCAACCAAUCCAUGCCAACCAUAAUCCCAAACAAUCCCGUCUGC
Molecule: messenger RNA, 4191 nt
Organism: Chiloscyllium plagiosum (whitespotted bambooshark)
Lineage: Eukaryota; Metazoa; Chordata; Chondrichthyes; Orectolobiformes; Hemiscylliidae
Gene: glra2
Product: glycine receptor, alpha 2
Biological process (GO): chloride transport; monoatomic ion transmembrane transport
Cellular component (GO): postsynaptic membrane; plasma membrane
Molecular function (GO): transmitter-gated monoatomic ion channel activity; extracellularly glycine-gated chloride channel activity; glycine binding
Source: RefSeq, a predicted model, not a curated record